AUGUACGUCCUCCCACCACGAUCGCAUGACACCCAGCUAACACACCCCAGGCAAUCGCAUUCUGGCAAGAGUGCGUCUACUGCCCCCAAGCCCCCCUUCAUCCUAACACCUACCAGAUACCUCGAACGCGAAGAACUCACGGGCUACCCCAAAGCCUCCAUCGUCCUGCUCCGCCCCUCCAUGUCCUACAUGCUCAUGAACUCGGCCAACCCGCUCUCCCUCAAAGAAGUCCUCCCAAACUUCAACGGCACAACACACAUCUUCCUGCCCAUCAAUGACGCCGUCGACGUCACACAAGCCGAGGGCGGAUCCCACUGGUCGCUCCUGCUCGUCUCCAUCAUCGACGGCGUCGCCUUCCACUACGACUCCAUGUCCAACGCCAACGACCGCGAGGGGCGCAGCACAACUAUGAAGCUCGAGCAACUGCUCGGCAAGCGCCUGAGAUACAUACCCAUGAACGAUAGUCCGCAGCAGGAAAAUGGGAGCGAUUGCGGCGUGUUUGUGUGUGUGUUGAUGAGGCAUUUGCUACUCAAGAGGCUGCUGAGGGCGGAUGCGAGUCGCAAGAUUAGCAUGAGCAUGAGGGAUACGCAUGUCCAGGCCAAGGAUGGCAGGAGGACGAUGCUGAGGGUUAUUGAGGACAGGAAGAAGGAAGGCGAGAGGAGGAGGUCGCGGAGCCAUUCGCCGUAUCGGCCGAAGAGUUCGCAGAGCAAGAGUCCGCCGAGGAUUGGGGAGGAGAACGAGGAUCUCAGGUCGACUUGA
Molecule: messenger RNA, 759 nt
Organism: Parastagonospora nodorum SN15
Lineage: Eukaryota; Fungi; Ascomycota; Dothideomycetes; Pleosporales; Phaeosphaeriaceae
Exons: 1
Coding region: 1-759 (252 amino acids)
Biological process (GO): proteolysis
Molecular function (GO): cysteine-type peptidase activity; deNEDDylase activity
Source: RefSeq, a predicted model, not a curated record